Ornithodoros turicata is the source of this 1595-nucleotide messenger RNA. It is a transcript of the gene Orc4, whose product is annotated as origin recognition complex subunit 4-like. Gene Ontology annotation, molecular function: ATP hydrolysis activity; ATP binding; DNA replication origin binding. Lineage: Eukaryota; Metazoa; Arthropoda; Arachnida; Ixodida; Argasidae. The transcript is spliced from 12 exons. The record is from RefSeq and is a predicted model, not a curated record. Gene Ontology annotation, biological process: DNA replication initiation; DNA replication. The coding region runs from base 215 to 1537 and encodes 440 amino acids. Gene Ontology annotation, cellular component: nuclear origin of replication recognition complex; nucleus.
GGACGUCGGACGCAGAUGGCAGCGACAUCGACAUCGCAAGCAACCGUUUGCGCAAGAAGGGAAGAUCGGGAAGACCGCGCGCACACUCCACACACGGCGCGAACAGCGCGGGAAAUAUCAUUUCAUUUUAGACCCCUUUUGACCUGUCACGUUGCAUACAACUUGUUGGACAUCAUCGGUCAACUUACGUAUGACGUGAACAAGUCGAACUGUUAUGGCUUCUAAACGUAAAAUAAGCCGCAAAAGUGAAUCCUCGGGGGGUAACUUUAAUGUUAACAGUAUGGUUGAAGUGAAGAGAUUACUCACGAGGAACCUUUCAACCCACGGUGCAUGGCAUCUUGUGAAGUCAUACGACAAACAGCGAAGGCAUUUGCACGACCUCGUGUCUAGAGUGAUUGCAUUAGGAGAGAGCAAUACAGUCCUUCUCAUAGGUCCCAGAGGAAGUGGAAAGACUGCGCUUAUACAGAGUGUUAUCGAGGAUGUUUCAACGAAAAGUAGCACGAAGGGCAAUUUCCUUCUUGUGGAACUAAAUGGCUUGGUGCACACAGAUGACCGUACAGCGUUGAAAGACAUGACGAGACAGCUUCAGUUGGAGAAUGUUGUGGGGGACAGGGUUUUUGGCAGCUUCUCUGACAACCUUAGUUUCUUGCUUGAGUCAUUGAAGUCAGGUGGUGACAACAGCAUGCCGAUUAUUUUGAUCAUCGAGGAGUUUGACUUGUUCUGCCAGCACAAGAACCAGACACUGUUGUACAACUUUUUUGAUGUGGCACAGUCAGCACAGGCCCCCAUUGCUGUGAUUGGUGUUACCUGUAGACUAGAUGCUGUGGAACUCCUAGAGAAGAGGGUAAAGUCUCGCUUCUCCCAUAGGCAGUUGCACCUUUUCAACGAUUUCACAUUUGAGGACUUUGUGGACAUAGCAACUGCUCUCAUUUCACUACCAGACAGAACAUCAGAUGUACAGUUGCGGGAUAAUUGGAACGAAUCAGUGAAGGAACUCUUACAAGAAACUUCUGUCCAGGCUGCACUAAAACGUCUAUAUACAACAACAAAAGACAUAAGAAUGCUCAAGCAGCUUCUGUUGCUACCUGUGAAACAGCUCUCAUCAUCCUGCACUCGAAUUGAAGCCUUGCACAUCGUAGAGUCCCAGAAGGCAAUGAUGGUAGACUCGAAAGUCGCCAUGUUGAAGGGCCUCUCCGUGCUGGAGCUCUGUCUCGUAAUUGCUAUGCUUCGUCUUACACAAAUUUAUGAUGGUGAACCUUUCAACUUCGAAAUGGUUUUCAAAGAGUACCAGAAAUUCAUAGAUAGUAGGUCAACCAUGCAAAGUGUAAGCAAGCCUGUACUAAUGAAGGCUCUGCAGCACUUGGAAAUGUUGGAAUUUGUACACCCCACGUCAACUAACACAGCUGCUCAGUAUGAAUACAGGCUCAUGCACCUUCAAAUAGAGCCAGCACAAGUAAAAGAAGUGGUCCUCCGAAGCGCAAACAUGCCUACAGACGUUUCUCAGUGGGCCACAUCUGUUCUCUCUGGUUCGCUUUAAAUUCUCACUGUCACUGUGUUCAUUUCGUAGAAGAUAAUAAAAACCGCAACAAAAUUCA